Messenger RNA from Pediculus humanus corporis (human body louse), 2070 nucleotides. Its product is annotated as adenylate kinase, putative. Gene Ontology annotation, cellular component: cytoplasm. NCBI's taxonomy places the organism in Eukaryota, Metazoa, Arthropoda, Insecta, Psocodea, Pediculidae. The record is from RefSeq and is a predicted model, not a curated record. Gene Ontology annotation, biological process: nucleobase-containing compound metabolic process. Bases 1 to 2070 code for a protein of 689 amino acids. The transcript is spliced from 11 exons. Gene Ontology annotation, molecular function: AMP kinase activity; ATP binding.
AUGCCUACCAUUGACAUGACGCAUAGGAAAUUAAAUUUUCCACCGAGAUUUUUACCAUAUUUAGAAAAGCAUAGAAUAUUCGAAUUGUUUCACGAAUGCUUAGAAUUACUAGUUCAAAACAAACCGAGAGACCAUGUUCAAUUUCUUAAAAACAUACUACCCUGCGCAUCAGAGAAAAGAAACAAUCCAAGAGUCGUUUUUCUCUCACCACCCGGAUUCGAUCGUGAAUAUUUUGUCGACGUCCUUUCCGAAAAUCUAAACGUUCAACCCGUGACGAAAGAAUACGUUACAGAGCUCACGAAAUCGAACGUCAUCAAGGAAGGGAUAAUAGUUAGAAAAUCCGAAGAAACAUUAGAAGAAGAGAGUUGCAUAUGUCUCGAAGAGGGUAGCGAAUAUCAAUUAAGAAAAUUUUCAUUUCCGUUAUAUUAUGCCGAACAGGAAGAAUACAUACCUGCCGAAGAAGUCGAAGAAGAAUCCGAACCGGAACCGGAACCGGAACCCGGAGCCGGAACCGGAGCCGUACCGAAACCCCCCGUCGACUCCGAAAAAGAAAACAUUUGCGUUUGUCCAUGCGCAGAAAGAGAAAAAGAAAAACAGCAAAAAAGAAAAAUUGAAAUUCCAAUAGAUUUAAAUUUAUCGAACGUUGAUGCCGCCGGUACAACACAACAACAACAACAACAACAGCAACAACAACAACAACAACAACAACAACAACAACAGCAACAACAACAGCAACAACAACAACAACAACAAGAACAACAACAAGAACAGCAAGAACAACAACAAGAACAGCAACAAGAACAAGAACAGCAACAACCACAACAACAUGAAGAAGAAGAGGAAGAAGAAAAAGUUAGAGACGAAGUCGAAACGGAUGACGUAUCCGAUGGUAUAAGCGAAGUGAGAAGGGAUCAAUAUUCAUACGAAUCGGAAGCAGAUGAAGAAGAAUCCGUGAUCAUCGAACCCGAUUACGGACUUUUAGCAAAUUGCGAAUUAUCCGCAAAGGGAUGGAUACUCAAAAAUUUCCCGUUGACGGGUGAAGACGCUGAAAAAUUAUGCAAACUCGGAGUCAUACCCACGCACGCCAUUAGAAUAAUAAUUGACGAAAAAAAAGAAGCAGAAGACAAAGAAUACAAAUGGAUUGUUAAAAAUUGGACGAAAGUUUAUAAAUUCGUACCCGUUAUGGAAAUCAAAAUGGGCAACAGAUCAAUUGCGCAAUUCGCGGCGGAUAUGAGAAAAUUGCUGUCGGUAAUGCCGCACAGGCAUCCUCCGAUGUUACCGAGGAUAGUUUUGAUAGGAUCCAGAGGUUCUGGCGUCACGACUCAAGCUCAAAAACUAUCCGCCAAAUAUGGAUUCGUCCACGUCGAGUACGAUAUCUUGAUAGCAAAAAUUUUACAACAAGAAGAAGACGAAAUAGUUAAAUUAUACAAGCGACAACUCGCAACCCGAGUAGAACCGGAAGUCGAAGCCGUUAUCUUAGAGAAAGCAUUACUCACGACAGGAUGUCGUAAUCGAGGAUGGAUAUUAACCGGAUACCCGCGAAACAUAGAUCAAAUGAGAAUGUUGGAUGUGAUAGCAACGCCUCCAAACAGGAUAAUUUUUUUGGAAGUUCCAGCAAGAGAAUGUUUCGUACGUUUGUUCUAUCGUAAAUUCGAUCCUUGUUUGGGAGAAGAAUAUAAAAUUCCAAAAAUUCAACCCUUCGGUUUGGAUUCGUACAGGACAGAAGGUAUCGAACCGGAAGUUGCCGAAAGACUCUUAACACAUCCGAAAAAUAACAAAAAACAAAUCGUUCACGACAUAGAAGAUUAUUUCAUCGAAAAAAAGGACAUGAUGUUAUACUGUGGAAAAACUGCGUCUUACGUCGACGGUAACCAAACCGUCGACGUAGUUUUCGAAUUCAUUGAAAAAAUAAUAAUUGAUCCCGCACCGCCACAACCCCCCAGGGAUCCCCACGCCAUCAAUUACGGUAUAGACGAAUCUUAUAGGAGACUUAAAAAAUUCCGUUUGGUACCCGGAAUGUUUUUGAACAACAUGGUGCUCAAUCCGCCGGAAAACAAAGGAUACGUGUGA